GGUUAAACUGAUAACAGACGUGGAGUUUAGACAGUCUGUCUGUGAGCUGAUAUUAGCAUCAACAACACGUAAUGAAAGAUGGUAUGGAUUACCACUGCGACUCGAGGACCUUUCUUUCUUUGACACCGGAAGCUCGGAGAUGUAUUUAGUCUUAAAUUAGCGAUAUGACAUGUUUUCACCUCUGAAGGCAGCCAAAGCUCGCUCAUCGAUCGCCUGCAGGGGCAACAUUGGAUUAGCUAGAAACGUGAUUUGAACUGUCAGAAACCGAAAUGCCUGAAAACAUGUCCCCGGUCCCCGUCCUGCCGCUGGUGAUUAACUGUCUCUUGUCUGUGCUCGGCUGUUUGGGCACACUGAAACUCAUUCCUGCUUUCAAAGACCAUUUCAUCUCAGCCAGAUUAUACGGAAUGGACCUAAACAAAACAUCCAAAAAGGAAGUCCCAGAGUCCCAGGGAGUCAUCAGUGGGACUGUCUUCCUGAUCAUCCUCUUCUGCUUCAUCCCAGUGCCUUUUCUUAGCUGCUUUGUAGGAGAUCAGUGCAUGGGCUUCCCACAUGAUGAGUUUGUACAGUUGAUUGGUGCACUUCUGGCCAUCUGCUGCAUGAUCUUCCUGGGCUUUGCUGAUGAUGUGCUGAACCUGCGAUGGAGACACAAACUCCUGCUUCCCACCAUGGCUUCCCUGCCGCUGCUAAUGGUCUACUUUACCAACUUCGGCAACACAGUUAUCGUGGUGCCCAAGCCCUUUAGAGCCCUGCUUGGCCUGCACUUGGAUCUGGGUAUUCUCUAUUACGUCUACAUGGGAAUGCUGGCAGUAUUCUGCACAAACGCCAUCAACAUCCUAGCAGGCAUCAAUGGCAUCGAAUCGGGUCAAGCCCUGUUUAUCUCCGGAUCUAUCAUCAUCUUCAACCUGCUGGAGCUGAGCGGAGAUUACCGUGAUGACCACGUUUUCUCGCUCUACUUCAUGAUACCAUUCUUCUUCACCACAUUAGCACUUUUUUACCACAACUGGUACCCUUCAUCUGUGUUUGUGGGAGACACUUUCUGCUACUUUGCUGGGAUGACCUUCGCUGUAGUCGGCAUCCUGGGACAUUUCAGCAAAACGAUGCUGCUGUUCUUCAUUCCUCAAGUUGUUAACUUUGUCUACUCCUUGCCUCAGCUGUUUCGCAUCAUCCCCUGUCCCCGACACCGGCUCCCCAGGCUGAAUCCAGACACAGGCAAACUGGGGAUGAGCUACUCUAAAUUCAAAAGAAAGGACCUAUCUAAAUUAGGACACCUCAUCCUGAAGGUGGCAGAGUUAUUAAAGCUGCUCGAGGUGCGAAGAGCCCAGGAGGGAGAUGAUGAUUUUAUUGAGUGCAACAACAUGACCUUAAUAAAUCUGGCACUGAAAUUACUCGGACCCACCCAUGAGAGAAACCUCACAGCCAUCAUGCUCAUCAUACAGGUGAUGGGCAGCGCAAUGGCUUUUGGGAUACGUUAUCACCUGGUGCGGCUCUUCUACGACGUCUAGACGGCUUGUCAGGAAAGAGGAGAGAAUGUGGACUGAGGAAGUAUGAUUUUGUUGUGGAGCUAUUUUUACAGGCUCAGUGGUUCAGCUGCCUUUUUUAAAUAGGUUCCAUUACCUCACUGUUACUUUUCUGCCUCAGACUCUGCCUGCAGUACUGACCCAAUGCAAGAUUCAAAGCUAUAUUUCACCUCUUAAAACAUUUUCACAUACGGUGCAUAAGCAUAAACUGCGAGGGGUCUGACAUCAACAGUGGGCACUCUGAGUUAUUUUCUUAAGUUUCAGAAAUGACAAGCAGAAAAAAAGUAACUGGGUCCUGAUGAUCUUGUGUGUCCACCCUGGAGGUAUAUUUUUGUACUUGUGUUUUUUUAAAGGAAAGUACAGUAAGUGGGCAUGACUUUGGGUCUUAAGCCCAACAUCAGUGGCUGCCAGCUACUAAAUUGUUACCACUUGAUAACAGAUUGAAAGAUGCUCCAAAAAUUAGAGAAAUACUCAAACAGCAAUCUGUUGCUUGAAUCUGCAGCUAAAGCUAAAAUGGCUUGGGGGAAAUGUACCCAUUCAUGCUUAAUUUUACUUUCAAUCCACGCAACAUUAAUAAUAUGAAUUAUUAAAUUAAUAUAAUUUUGUUUUGUUUUUUUAAAAAAAAAAAUUUCCUCUGAACAAACGCACAUAGAGUGGUCAUGAAGAAAAGCAGUGAAGAGAUGAGGAAUCUGUAAUCAGUCUAUAGACAGGGUAUUAGCUGGAGGCGGGUAAAUAGACGGAAUAUUAGAAGAGAGAUUAUCAUGCUUGGAUAGUUGUUAAAGUUACUUAAGGGUCCAUGGGAGGUAAAAGGUGUCCUGAUGAGAAAAAUGAGAAUUGAUUGUUUAUAUAUCUCUUGGUAUUAUUGGAUACAUAGCUGUAUUUUUAUGACUGAUAUGCAUUUUUCCCCUGAGGGUUCAGCAAACAUCAAUGUGAAGUAAACUGGCACUGGAUUAUUUUGCUAAUAGGAAUGUAACAAGUGACAAACUCUUUACUGUGGAGAUGGAAGCCUCAAAUUCAAAAAUAAAAUCUGAAAAAAAUGAA
Molecule: messenger RNA, 2558 nt
Organism: Plectropomus leopardus (leopard coralgrouper)
Lineage: Eukaryota; Metazoa; Chordata; Actinopteri; Perciformes; Serranidae
Gene: dpagt1
Product: dolichyl-phosphate (UDP-N-acetylglucosamine) N-acetylglucosaminephosphotransferase 1 (GlcNAc-1-P transferase)
Biological process (GO): dolichol-linked oligosaccharide biosynthetic process
Cellular component (GO): membrane
Molecular function (GO): UDP-N-acetylglucosamine-dolichyl-phosphate N-acetylglucosaminephosphotransferase activity
Source: RefSeq, a predicted model, not a curated record